AUGGCUGAAGAAUACCUCAUGGUGAGGCCCGAAGAAUUUCAACAACUCAUUCAAUAUUACAAAGGACAAAUUACGGACAGUGCCUUACUAAACAAAGCAGGUCGUGUUGCUGCCAAAGAGCAUAUUAUUGUAAACAAUCCAAGGGUGCCGAAUGCACAGACUAGAGAAAUGUUCCAAGAACGUAGACAAUUGACGAAACGAUUAAGAGAUAUUCCAAGUGUACUCACGGCCGAUUUGGCAGAUGUAGAGUCUGAAGAAAGUGCCAUGACAGAAGAAAUUGUGGAAAAUUUACUCAAAUGCAAGGCACGGGUACGGUUCUUCACUCUUCAUCCAAAGGAUCUGUGA
Molecule: messenger RNA, 345 nt
Organism: Pocillopora meandrina
Lineage: Eukaryota; Metazoa; Cnidaria; Anthozoa; Scleractinia; Pocilloporidae
Source: the annotation of a GenBank genome assembly